Anopheles coustani is the source of this 1987-nucleotide messenger RNA. Its product is annotated as proton-coupled folate transporter-like. Gene Ontology annotation, biological process: transmembrane transport. Gene Ontology annotation, molecular function: transmembrane transporter activity. The transcript has 5 exons. Gene Ontology annotation, cellular component: membrane. NCBI's taxonomy places the organism in Eukaryota, Metazoa, Arthropoda, Insecta, Diptera, Culicidae. The record is from RefSeq and is a predicted model, not a curated record. Bases 404 to 1867 code for a protein of 487 amino acids.
CGAGAAUCCGUGGGCCUGUUCAGAUUAGGAAUUAUCUUCCCUCAGUGUAAAAAUGAACGCGGUCGCGUAUACUUCUUGUCUAUUGGUUGCAGCGAAAACGGGUUGUGUUGAAUUCAGAACGCAGUAAAAAUUUUCACGCGUCUCGUGGGUACAUUGAAUGUUAAUUUGACGAGUUCUUUGUGCGCAACGUUUGAGUCAUCCUGGGAGGGUACGAUUGUUCCAUUUGUUCCACUGGCGAUAGUGUUGAAAGUUCAAAGUUUAAUAUAACUUAUGACGUGAUUGCGAGAGUGUAUUCAGUAUACGUUCUAGCAAAGUGAUAUGUUGUAGAAACCGGUUUUAGGCGUUUUAUCAUCAGCAUUAAAACCAAUUCCGAAAGAAAAUCACCAGCAAAACACAACCGACAAUGGACGAAAAUGUCGGCAUUGCAUCCGAUCGUGUUUCUCCAGCAGGCGAUCCGCUGGCGGAACCAACGCCACCACCAUUGGAACGAAAGUACCGUUAUUUUAUCCUUGAACCAGCCGUGCUUUUAAUUUUCUUUGCUUGGAACAUAUCCGCGUUUGUUUUUGCAAAUCAGAUCGUGUAUCAGUCGUGCACUGUAGCCUUCGGAAAGAAUAAAUCAUUGUGCGCUCUGCUUGGCACGGAGAAUGAAACGGAAGAAAUGCAACAGCUGGAAAAGGCGGUACAGCCUUAUGCGGCCAACAUUCUGAUGGCCAAGUCGCUGGUCGAAUCGAUCGUGCCUGCCUUAUGUAGCAUGUUCAUUGGGCCCUGGUCGGAUCGGUACGGCCGGAAGCCGGUGAUAGUGGCCUGUUUUACGGGAGCUUUCUUCACCUACGCUAUCGUGGCGUUCAUCAGUUUUCUAUCAAUGUACUACUCCAUCAGCCCUUGGUAUUACGUUUUGGCCUCGAUCACAACUGCACUGUCCGGCGGAACGUGUGCGUUAAUCACCGGAGUGUUUUGUUACAUAGCGGACGUUACGAGCGAGCAGAAUCGUGCCAUGAAGAUGGCAAUCGUUGAGGCUGCAAUAUUUACGGGUCUAUUAACCGGAACCUUGAGCAGCAGCUUUAUUCUACACUGGACAAAUGCUGCCACAGUAUUUGCGUCGGCGGCAGGUGCAGUUCUACUUGGAUUAAUUUACAUAAUUUUCUAUAUUGAAGAAAGCAUCCAGCCAAACGAACUCGGUGAAUCGAAUUCCAAGUUGCGUGAGCUGUUCCGGCUGGAUCUGGUGUCGGAACUUAUGCAGACAUGCUUCAAACGUCGGCCAAACUACGAUCGGUUAAUAAUAUGGAUGGUGAUACUAGCAUUGGGUGCAAACAUAUUGGCUAUGGAUGGGACCCAAACUGUUUUUCUUCUCUUCCUACGAGAACGGUUUGGAUGGACGGUUAAGGAUUACUCUUACUAUGAUGCAACCAGCAUAAUUUUUAUGAUAUUCGGCAAUACGCUGGGUUUGUAUACGAUCCGCAAGGUGUUCAAACCGUCCGAUACCAUGCUGGCUGCUCUCGGAUUUUUCUUCUACGCGGUCAGUAGUGCCAUACAUAGCAUAGCAUCCGAGCCUUGGCACCUGUAUUUGGCUGUGUGUAUUUGCUUCAUGAAAGGAAUAUCUGGGCCGAUGAGCAGAGCGGUCAUUUCUAACACGGCACCAGCUGGCGAUAUUGGUAAAAUUUUCUCCCUGACCACCUCGAUCGAGUCAAUAACACCGCUGGUCUCGGCACCUUUGUACACCGUAGUGUACAAACAAACUCUCGCGUGGUACCCGGGGGCGUUUAAUCUGAUAACCGCAACGGUAUACUUCACCUGUAUGUGCCUGAUGAUCUUUGUAAGAAUUUUCCAAAGUAUGUAUCAAACGACUACAUAUACUUCAAUCAACUAAUGCUGUUUGGAUCGCAUGUAGUUUACGUAUCGGGGAUAUAUUAAUGCUUUUAUAAACUAUUUAACAAACGAAUCUUUCAUUUGGGAUGUGAUAAAUAAAUCGGUAUAUUUUACCAUAUAA